GGAGUCAAAUGAUUUAUCUCUCAUGCUCCCUUUGUCGAGAAGUAAAUGGCCAGUAAACGUGUACUUUCAUCACAAAAAUAAAAACACAGGCGACUCUCUCUAGGGAGCAUGUCCAUGCCUCCCCCACCCCCCUUCCCCAGGUGCAUUUUCCUUGCCACUCUCUCCUAAACGCCAAGGGCUUUCCUUUUGCCUCUGUAACUUGUUUCCUAAGCCUAUUUGGUCUACAGCUUACUUCUCCUACCUCUGUGUCUUUCUAAAUAAGCUUUCUCUUAUAGUUCGAAAAAUAAAAAAAGAACACAAGAAAAAGGAUAGGGGGACGAGAAGGUCCCCACAACAGAGGCGUCAGCGCGAGAGAGAGGCAAAAAGAGUGGAAGGACGAUGCCGAAGGAAGAACCUGGGAUGACAACUACACGAAAGGCCUAGAAAGCAGCAGUCCCAUUUGAAAUUGGAGAGCUUUAGGAGGAGUGUCUCCAAGAAAACAGCCGCAGAGCUGUUUUCCAGGACUUUCCAUCGUCUUCAUCCUCCUCCUCACCCCGCCUUUAUAGGCUGAAACCCUGAGUCCUGCAUCACCUCCUUCACUCGCUCAUUUUGGAAAAGCACUUCCUCUAAUAGCUUCCUGAGAAAAGGAUCAUGAAAGCAAUAUUGCCACUUGCUUUACAGUCACACCUGGGGAUAGAAAAAGCACAAGAAUGUGCAGGACCCUAUUGUAAGUUCUUCUCAUCAACAAGAUAAAAAUGGGUGAACCUCCUCUGGAGAAUGGGCUGAUCCCUUACCUGGGAUGUGCUCUGCAAUUUGGUGCCAACCCUCUUGAGUUCCUCAGAGCAAACCAAAGGAAACAUGGUCCUGUUUUCACCUGCAAACUGAUGGGAAACUAUGUCCACUUCAUCACAAACCCCCUGUCAUACCAGAAAGUGCUGUGCCAUGGGAAAUACUUUGAUUGGAAAAAAUUUCAUUUCACUACUUCUGCAAAGGCAUUUGGGCACAAAAGCAUUGACCCGAGUGACGGAAAUACCACUGAUAACAUAAACAAAGCUUUCAUCAGAACUCUGCAGGGCGAUGCCUUGAAUUCCCUCACGGAAGCCAUGAUGGAAAACCUGCAACUUAUCAUGAGAACUCCAGCUGCACCUGAGUCAAAGAUGCCUACCUGGGUGACAGAAGGGAUGUAUGCCUUCUGCUACCGAGUGAUGUUCGAAGCUGGGUACUUAACGCUCUUUGGCAGAGAUCUUAUGGGACAAGACGCACAAAAGGCACUUAUUCUAAAAAAACUCGACAACUUCAAGGAAUUUGACAAAAUCUUUCCGGCCCUGGUAGCAGGCCUCCCCAUUCAUGUGUUCAAGGCCGCACACCAUGCCCGGGAAAAACUGGCUGAGGGCUUAAGGCAUGAGAACCUGGGAAAGAGAGACCACAUGUCAGAACUGGUCAGGUUUCUGAAUGACAUGCUCUCCACCUUAGACGACACGGAAAAGGCCAAGACGCAACUCGCUGUCCUGUGGGCAUCACAAGCAAACACCAUUCCAGCCACUUUCUGGAGCUUAUUUCAAAUGAUGAGGAGCCCCGAAGCAAUGAAAGCAGCUACUGAAGAAGUGAAUAAAACACUAGAGAGUGCUGGUCAAAAAAUCAGCUUAGAAGACCAAACUAUUUGUUUGAAUCAGAUGCAACUGAAUGACAUGCCGGUACUAGAUAGUAUCAUCAAGGAGUCGCUGAGGCUUUCCAGUGCCUCCCUGAACAUCCGGACUGCUAAAGAGGAUUUCACUCUGCACCUCCAGGACGGUUCCUAUAAUAUCCGCAAAGAUGACAUCAUAGCUCUGUAUCCUCAGUUAAUGCAUUUAGAUCCAGAAAUCUACCCAGACCCUUUGACAUUUAAGUAUGAUCGCUAUCUUGAUGAAAAUGGGAAGACAAAGACCACCUUCUACAGCAAUGGACUCAAAUUAAAAUAUUACUACAUGCCUUUUGGGUCAGGAGCGACGAUAUGUCCUGGAAGAUUAUUUGCUGUCCAGGAAAUCAAGCAAUUUUUGAUUCUGAUGCUUUCCUAUUUUGAACUAGAGUUUCUGGAGAGCAAUGUUAAAUGUCCCCCUUUGGACCAGUCCCGCGCAGGUUUGGGUGUUUUACCACCAUUAAAUGACGUCGAGUUUAAAUAUAAAUUCAAACAUUUGUGAAUACACGGCUGGGAGCAAGAGGAAAUUAGCUGAUGUGACAGCGUGUGGAAUGCCACCACUCCCCCGUCCACUUGGAGAGAUGCAUGUAGUGGUGUCGUGCUGGUCACCGGUGCUUGCUUGUGAAUCCUAACAUUUUGGUGAUGGUUUCAGCUAUCUCAGACUGUGUUAGUGAAAGAAUCUAGUUUCCAGAAGCACAAUGAUGUGUUUUCAUUUGAAUAAGUUAAUGAAAGCUCAUGUAGCCAGGGACUAAACUUCAUUAUUUUCAGAGGAAAAAGUCUUUUGUUUUCCCAAAUGAAGAUUUUCCAAUUGGCAGAAUUUUUUCCUAAGGAAAGUGCUUUUAUAAAAACCACCCAACAAUUGUGAAAAAGUUAUAAAUUCACGUUUUAGUGAAACUGCAUCAUUUUUUGACUAGAUGUGGAACUCUUCGGGUGUAGAUGUGUAUUAUAAAGGAUAUUUUAAAGGAUUAUGUUUUUUAAUGAAAAGAACAUGUUUUUAAGUUUUCCUUAGAUCCAGUAUUCAGGAAUUUUAAAAUAAUGAUCUGUUGUCCUGAUAACAUUAAAAUGGCUUUAAUAUUUUCCCUUUUUGUUUCACUUACUCUUUCUAUAAAAUCUAAUGUCUAUGUCAGGUUUCAAUUAUUUUAUUUAUACUUUCAUUUGAUUCUAUUUAAUGAGAAGAUUUUAUUUUCCAGAGAAGGGAGGUUUUCUGGUAUUACUAAACAUGCAUCAAUGAAAAGAAUGAAGCUCUCAUGUGAUAUGUUUUUAAAAUUAAAACUGGAUGAAAAUGACCAUUUAAAAGCUUUGGAUAUGAAACAUCAGAA
Myotis lucifugus (little brown bat) is the source of this 2973-nucleotide messenger RNA. Its product is annotated as cholesterol 7-alpha-monooxygenase. Lineage: Eukaryota; Metazoa; Chordata; Mammalia; Chiroptera; Vespertilionidae. Bases 735 to 2156 code for a protein of 473 amino acids. Gene Ontology annotation, biological process: bile acid biosynthetic process; cholesterol homeostasis. Gene Ontology annotation, molecular function: heme binding; iron ion binding; oxidoreductase activity, acting on paired donors, with incorporation or reduction of molecular oxygen. The record is from RefSeq and is a predicted model, not a curated record. The transcript is spliced from 8 exons.